Messenger RNA from Macrosteles quadrilineatus (aster leafhopper), 738 nucleotides. RefSeq lists its product as uncharacterized. Lineage: Eukaryota; Metazoa; Arthropoda; Insecta; Hemiptera; Cicadellidae. Gene Ontology annotation, biological process: DNA integration. The record is from RefSeq and is a predicted model, not a curated record. The coding region runs from base 1 to 738 and encodes 245 amino acids. Gene Ontology annotation, molecular function: nucleic acid binding. The transcript has a single exon.
AUGAAGACAUCGUUUGAAAAGCAUGGCAUCCCCGAGUCAAUUAGAUCAGACUCAGGUGUGCAAUUUCUAUCAGAAGAAUGGGAACUAUUCAAAUCAGAAUACGACUUCACAGUGGAAACUAGUUCACCAUACCAUCAUCAGUGCAAUGGUCAAGCUGAAAGUGGUGUGAAAAUCUUCAAAAACAUAUUAAAGAAGUGUAAGGAUAGACAUCUGGGCUUAUUGGCAUACAAUACAACGCCAAAGGAAUGUGGUUAUAGCCCAUCACAACUAUUAAUGGGACGGAUUUUAAGAACAAAUCUACCAGUGAAUAAAGCAACUCUACUUCCAGCCACUCCAAAUCACAAUAGAUAUAGACUUAGACAAAUGGAAGAAAAGAGGAAACAGGAACAACAGUUCAAUAAAAGACAUAGAGUGACCCAGGUCAAGGAUUACCCAGAAAACGCUAAAGUUUGGGUAUCGGACCGAAGAGAAGAAGGGGUAAUCAAGGAGAAGUUAGAGAACAGGAAAUAUAAUGUUGAAACAAAAAGGGGAGGAAGAUAUAUCAGGAAUUCAAAAUUCUUAUUCCCUAUGUUCUCCUCUGGAGAAAGAGAAAAUCCUGAUAAAGAAAACCCCCAUACACAGACACUUCCUCCAAGACAGACACAUACACCAAGAUCCAACCUACAUAAUCAUUCUUCAACCAUACACAGACCUACCAGAAUUGUUAAACCUGCUAAGAGGUUCAUAGAAGAACUUUAA